CUUUUUUUUUCCUUUAUUUCAAAUUUAUAGAAAAAAAAAAGAAAUGUCAGCUGUAUUACAAGUUAAAUGGAAUGGAAAGUAUUUUCCUCUUGAAUUUGAAACUACCAAACAAUUAGAACAAACACAAGUAAAAGAGUUAAAGUCAUAUUGUCAACGCAUAACGGGCAUUCAUCCUUCAAAUAUGGCCAUUUAUGCUUUUGGAGCUUUAAUGAAUAAUGAUGACUUGUCACUUAAUGUAUAUGGAAUCCGAAAUGGCUGUUAUGUCAUUUUAAAGACAAGGAAGGGUCCUCAUCCUCAUCCUCAAAGAAAUCAUUCAAAAGAAAAAAAUCUACAAACAAAAACACAACAUCAUGGUCCAAAUGAUGCAUCUAACAAAGAAACAAUAUCAAAGGACGAAGCAGUAUUACUAGAACAAUUAGACAAUAUCAAAAACAAGAUUACUAAUGACAUUACCCCUCAAGUACGUACCUUUGAAAAGGAUGUGAAAGAAUUCAUGAGUCAAUCAAAAAAGACAGACAAAGAAAAGAAGAAGCAAAUCUAUACGGGCGCUUAUCUUGGAGAGCAAUUAAUGCACGUUUUGUUUGAUUUGGAUGGCUUUGUUUGUGGACCUGAUAAUCUUCAAGCGCGUCAAUCAAGAAAAGAGGCAGUGAAAAGUGCACAAAUGUUAUUAGACAAAAUAGAUGAGAUUAAAUCCGUUGUAAAAAAUGUAGCUGUGGUAGAUGAUGAAGUUUAGAGAAACUCCAUUAUUAUAGAAAAAAAAAAAAAAAAAAA
Cokeromyces recurvatus is the source of this 771-nucleotide messenger RNA. RefSeq lists its product as uncharacterized. Gene Ontology annotation, cellular component: cytosol; membrane; cytoplasm. Gene Ontology annotation, molecular function: protein-folding chaperone binding; adenyl-nucleotide exchange factor activity. The transcript has 3 exons. The record is from RefSeq and is a predicted model, not a curated record. Gene Ontology annotation, biological process: protein stabilization. The coding region runs from base 44 to 733 and encodes 229 amino acids. Lineage: Eukaryota; Fungi; Mucoromycota; Mucoromycetes; Mucorales; Mucoraceae.